CCGUCAGUGCGGGAACAGAGAUAUUUGAGAAAGGAGUGCGAGAGAAGAGAGAAACCGGGGAGAAAAAGAGAGUGAGACGGGCCGCCCGUUGUUCCCAUUUAUUGAGCCAUUACACGCGGUCGCGCACAUGCGACGCAUACGCGCGCAUAAAUGAUGCCGCGAGCGUUUGUUGCACCCUGGACAAUGUUCGCCGAUUGAUUAGUCGUCGCACACUCGUCCUGUCGCGGUCGAUCGUGUUUCGCGAGGGAUCGCGCGUAUCGAUACGGACCUAUCGACGUAGGCGCGGGAAGUUCAAUUCGCCGCCGUCGGGAAACGCACCGCGGUCGUGCGCAAAGCACCGUUCUUAUGGAAUCGAUCGCGUGCGAGUAACGGAGAAUUGACGCGAGGAUUAUCAAUUAUUUACGUGGCAACACGCGAGCCUCCUCGAGCGAUCUUCUCCGCGGAGGUCCGCGCGACAAGUCGAACGUUCGGAGUCGCGUUCCGAGCUGCUCCUUGAAUUAUAAACCGUCUGAAAUGGAUUUGAGUUACUCCCAUCGACGGGACAGAGAGAGAAGGACGCCGUGAGAGAGGGGAGGGGGGCGCGAGACGAGACGGGCGCGGGAGACGAAUGGGGAGCGAGAGAGGGACGUAGAGAGCGUGCCGAUGCUUGUUAGUUGCUCAGCUGUUUUGAAGAAUCGACGACGCAGACUGGACUGGCAGCAGCAAUCGGCCGUGACUCGGCGCGAGAUCGCUGCACUCACGUCCAAACGCAAACAGAUGUGGAGUGACUGUCCAAAUUUCUGACACAUCUCGGGCACGAUUGUCGACGCGAGAAGCAUCCCCUUUUUGCGUGCACGCACAGCGGCGCCGACAAUUGCGAGUCCUCGAACUGAGGCCGAGCUAACGUUCAACGAAACGGACGGAAUAAAGGAAUCGCCAUGAGCGAGCUAAGCCAGGAAGAAAUGAGGAGAAGGCGGUUAGUCCAUUUAGCGGGCUUGAACACGAGUAACACGGCUGCCAAUUUAAUCAACCCUACCACCUCAAUAUCUCCAAAUACUUCGGGUCCUUCAACAGCAUUUGCAGGAUCAAUAUCUCCAUCUACCCAGCAGCAAUUUCAACAUGCUGAUGUACCAAUGGAAGUAGAGGAAAGUAGUGACAAACAGUGUAAUACUUCUGGGAUAGAUGUUGACUCAGGAAUUGAAAAUAUGGAAGUUGAGGAAUCUGACAGGAAAGAUUUACCGAGAUCACGUACAACAAGUUCAAGCAUAGAAGUAACAACAGAUAAAAUACACGCUGUCAUAUCACGCAUUUUGUGCAUAUCGUGGAAGAGUCCUGUGGAGGGAAGUAUAUAUCUGCCGCGUAUAGCAGAAUAUUUGCAAAAACAGCCGAACGUUGCAGACCUCAUUAACCAUGCCUUGAUAGAGGUAUUACAUCUGUUUUCGCGGGGGGAAGAUCUCUUAAAAGAUAUCGUAAUAGAGAAAUUAUCAGACUGCGAGGACAGUCCGAAUAGCCAAGAGAGUCCGAGUUUAUUGAGUCCCAUUGUGAUUCCUCCAUCUUUUGAAUUACCGACCAUACCAUUGCCGAUAGGCACCAAAUUAACGCAACCGAAAAGUCUACUUUAUUUGCUAGAUUGUUACUUAAGAGUUGCGACCGAAGAAAAGAAUCAUCCAAAGCGAUCCAGCGUACCUCCUCUUUCCGAAGUAUUGACAGCUUUGAGAGCACAAUGUGUUCAGUAUUCCAGUCUUGUUCUUCUAGGAUUGAUUGGCAUUGACUGCCAAACUCCAACACCUAUGUAUCCCGCUUAUUUUCUCUACCCGAUAUUAUCGCAAACCUUGCCUCGCGGCUAUCUCCACGAGCUUGUGGCUAGGACGCAUGGGAAUCCAACGAUAUUUAGUAAAAUAUUUACUCCAAUCUUGCAAGUCUUGUAUCUUUCGAUGCAACAAACGAGCUUGGUCGGCAAUAUGCACAGAAGGCCGAUCGAGGCACUGGAAGAUCUGUUAGAAAUUCGCUGUGGACCGAACGGCAAUAUACGUCCAAUUUGCCGUCUGAUCACCAAUCAAGUCCAAUUUUUGCCCAAGAUCAUGACCUCGGCCGCUGGCAGAGAACUCACCAGGACCUCGUUCUUAGGGCCGUUUCUCUCGGUGUCGGUGUUCGCCGAGGACGAGCCGAAAGUGGCGGAGAAAUUCUUCAGUGGAAAUCCAUUUACGGACAAGUCGGUGAACGUGACGUUGCAACAAGAGUUAGAAAGCACGAGAAGCUCGUUACACAAGAUGUUCCACGCGAUACUCGCGAACAGUAACUGCCGUGACGUUACCUUGACGUAUCUCGCGACGUUGAUACGUCACAAUGAGAAACGCGCGCAAAUGCAGACCGAGGAGUUCACUUUAGCUGGGGACGGAUUCAUGUUGAACCUGCUGUCGGUUCUGCAGAUGCUCUCCGUGAAAAUCAAACUGGACACCGUGGAUCCCAUGUAUCCAUUUCAUCCCUCCAGCUUCGUUGAGAUAAAGAAUGACACAAGACUGAAACUUACUUCGCGUGAAGUCGCGGAGUGGCAGAGGAGCUUGGAGAAGACGCAUAAAUGGUCGGAGGCGAAAUUCCCGACUCAGUGUUGGUUCCUCACGUUACAUUGUCACCACAUCGCGCUGCUACCGGCGCUGCAGAGGUAUCAGAGGAAGUUGCGGGCGUUGCGAGAUUUGCAAAAGAUGCUCGACGAACUACAAGCCACCGAACACCAAUGGAAGGACACACCCUUCGCGGAGCACAACAAAGACUUAAUCAAACAGUGGAAGCAACAAUUGAAGCGGCUAGUUAAAUCGAAAUCGUGUGCGGAUGCGGGAUUGAUAGAUCCCAUCCUUCUCAGAAGGUGCUUAGAGUUUUAUAUGUCUGUGGCGGAGAUUUUGUUGAGCCUUUUGACAGAGACUACUCCGGGCGAUCCUCUGCCCGAACUUCCGCUUCCCAGGGAAGUCCCGUACAAGUUUACCGCGCUACCUGAAUGGUAUGUGGAGGACAUAGCGGAAUUCUUAUUGUUCAUACUUCAGUUUUGUCCUGGGGUAAUAACAAACGAUAUGGACAAUUCGCUUAUUACUUGGUUACUCGUCGUUGUGUGUACACCGCAUUGCAUACGAAAUCCGUAUCUGAUCGCGAAGAUCAUCGAGGUUCUUUUUGUGAUAAAUCCCAGUAUACAGGGAAGAACGGAAAUUCUUCACUAUCACGUUAUGGCGCAUCCUAUAUCGAAGACACUACUGGCAUCAUAUCUCAUGAAGUUUUAUACAGACGUCGAGACCACUGGCUCUAGUUCCGAAUUUUAUGACAAAUUUUCAAUACGUUAUCACAUAAGUCUAAUCCUAAAAUCAAUGUGGGACAGCCCGGUACAUCGAACGUCUAUCGUCAAUGAGAGCAAUAACGGCAAGCAAUUCGUCAAAUUCAUCAACAUGCUAAUGAACGAUACUACCUUUUUACUCGACGAAAGUUUAGAAUCUCUGAAGCGUAUACACGAAGUACAGGAACUCAUGUCGGACACCAGUGCGUGGAACGCGUUUACUCAGGAGCAACAGCAAUCGCGAACGAGACAGCUGGCAGCGGAUGAGAGACAAGCCAGGUCCUACCUUACACUAGCCAAGGAGACAGUUGCUAUGUUUCAUUACUUGACGGUCGACAUUACAGAACCGUUCUUGCGACCAGAAUUGGUCGGGCGACUGUGUGCCAUGUUAAAUUUCAAUUUACAACAGUUAUGCGGACCUAAGUGCAAAAAUCUGCGAGUGAGAAAGCCGCAAAAGUACGGAUGGCAACCAAGGACGUUACUCAGUCAGUUGGUUGAUAUAUAUUUACAUCUUGACUGUGAUAAUUUUGCAGCUGCUUUAGCCAGUGACGAACGUUCAUUCUGUAAAGAAUUAUUUACUGACGCGGCGAGCAGACUAGAAAGAUCUGCGAUAAAAACUCCCACAGAGAUCGAAAGGUUCAUAGCGCUCGCGGAGCGUGCAGCGGUGAUCGCGAGAGAAAAUCGCGUGCGCGACGCAAACUAUGGCGAUGCUCCUGAGGAAUUCCGGGACCCAUUGAUGGACACUCUUAUGGAGGAUCCCGUCAAACUACCAUCUGGGAUUGUCAUGGACAAACCUGUUAUCAUUAGACAUUUACUCAAUAGCGCCACAGAUCCUUUCAGUCGGCAACCUCUUAGCGAGGAUAUGCUUAUACCAAUGCUCGACUUAAAAGAAAGGAUAACUAUGUGGAAACAAGACAAAACAAAAUCGACAAACUUAUAAGCGGUGCUAAUUGACGAGGAUUUUGUGAAAUAAAAAUAAGAGUAAAAGAGAUAAGCAUCACGUUUCAACAUGAUUAAUAACGUCAAUAUUGCAUGAUACAUUUUUCAUCAACCCAACAAAUGUAUCAGUCGAGUGCAGUUGACGAAUAUAGUGCAAUGAUCUCGCUAAUGUGCAAACAAUUGCGCUCAAUAAAUUUACAGUUUUUAUACAAUAAAUAUUAACAGACUGCAGCUAGCGAACUGCCACGAUAUUGCUCCAAACAUACUUUAGAAACUUGUAAAUAAUUGCUGGCAUCGUGUCAGUAUCUAAAAUUGCAUAUUAUUCGUAAAUAAGCUCUUUUAUUUUUUACGUUCUUCGAUGUAUGCGGCGACGGGUGGGAUGUUUCAGACAUAUCCCGCAUCUGAUUAUGAAAAUAUUAUGUUAAAUAGUAUAAACUAGUAAU
Odontomachus brunneus is the source of this 4680-nucleotide messenger RNA. It is a transcript of the gene Ube4B, whose product is annotated as ubiquitin conjugation factor E4 B. Gene Ontology annotation, biological process: protein polyubiquitination. The record is from RefSeq and is a predicted model, not a curated record. Lineage: Eukaryota; Metazoa; Arthropoda; Insecta; Hymenoptera; Formicidae. Bases 918 to 4238 code for a protein of 1106 amino acids. Gene Ontology annotation, molecular function: ubiquitin-ubiquitin ligase activity. The transcript is spliced from 8 exons. Gene Ontology annotation, cellular component: cytoplasm; nucleus; ubiquitin ligase complex.